This is a messenger RNA of Wallemia ichthyophaga EXF-994, 891 nucleotides long. RefSeq lists its product as uncharacterized. NCBI's taxonomy places the organism in Eukaryota, Fungi, Basidiomycota, Wallemiomycetes, Wallemiales, Wallemiaceae. The record is from RefSeq and is a predicted model, not a curated record. The coding region runs from base 1 to 891 and encodes 296 amino acids. Gene Ontology annotation, molecular function: guanine nucleotide transmembrane transporter activity. Gene Ontology annotation, cellular component: mitochondrion. The transcript has 2 exons.
AUGUCACCAAUUGGGGAAAAGGGCAAGGAGAGUGGUACAGCGAGAGUACUUGGAUCUGGUACUUCUGGUAUCGCAGAGUUAAUGGUAUUUCACCCAAUAGACACCAUAGCUAAGCGUUUAAUGACAAACCAAGUAAACGGUUCAAACAUCAAAGACGUCAUUUUCAAGCAACAUGCUACUUCUCCUGCACUCACAAAGGCUCUGUCUCUCUUCCCUGGCUUGGGUUACGCUGCAGGCUACAAGGUCGCUCAGCGCGUGUACAAAUUUGGUGGCCAGCCUUACUUUAAUGACAUUCUUAACUCUCGCUAUGGCUCCUUCUUUAACUCUAUCUUUGGUGACAGAAACGCCAAAGCAAUCAUGUCCGCUUCCGCUGGUUCGUUGACCGGUAUUGGUGAAGUCGUCCUCUUGCCACUCGACGUACUCAAGAUUAAACGCCAAACCAACCCUGAGUCUUUCAAGGGUAGAGGUAUCGUCAAAAUUGUCGCAGAUGAAGGUUUCGGUUUGUAUAGAGGCUGGGGCUGGACAAUGGCUAGAAACGCGCCAGGCUCUUUCGCCCUUUUCGGUGGUAGCGCUGUCACCAAAGGCUACAUAUUUGGUUUGGAAGAUUACAGCAAAGCUACUUUCUACCAAAACUUCUUUUCUUCCAUCGGUGGUGCUGUAUCUUCCAUCACUGUCGCUGCUCCACUCGACGUCGUCAAAACUCGUAUUCAACAGGCUAACUUUGACUCAAAGACUUCAGGUGCUACCGUCAUCAAAGACAUAAUCAAGAACGAAGGUCCUACAGCCUUCUUCAAGGGUCUCACUCCAAAGAUUCUCGUCGUCGGUCCUAAACUCGUAUUCAGUUACACGCUCGCGCAAACAUUGAUCCCUGCAUUCGGUAAAUACUUUUAG